Molecule: messenger RNA, 4235 nt
Organism: Paramacrobiotus metropolitanus
Lineage: Eukaryota; Metazoa; Tardigrada; Eutardigrada; Parachela; Macrobiotidae
Product: mucin-12-like
Exons: 10
Coding region: 207-2327 (706 amino acids)
Source: RefSeq, a predicted model, not a curated record
ACUUGGAAGUCCAAGUUUAUGUUUUGUUACGUUUCGAAUGAAAGUGUUAAUUAUUAUCAUGAUACACAAGCAGAUGAUUCUUAGCUCUUAGCAGGAAUACGCAAACUGCAGUGCAGUGUUCAUGACGGUUUAUGCAAUACGUAUGACGGUAUUUAAAGAGCGCUCGUGAUAAAAAGCAACUAUACUAUCCUUUCAUUGAUUAACAAAUGCAGUUAUUAUCGGUAUUUUGUUUCUGCGCUGCUUAUUCUUUUGUGGAUAUUUCCUGCAAAAGCGUCUCGUUUUGGCCCCAGAACAAUGUCAUAAAACAAACCAGAAGUAGUUGUGAUUAUCGGGAACAGUGCUAUAACUGGGGUUCACUGCCUUUCGGUGGCGAUCAACUGAGCUGUGAUCUGGAUAGCGUCGAGCAGACCAAUGUUAACACCGCAAUACUGGACAAUUAUGCAUGUCCCGGCUGGUUUCGAUCAUAUCAGCUGUAUCCGUAUCAGUUUAAGAUUUUUCCCAACGAAAAAAGCGCAGAAAUCGAAAGCAGGAUUUAUUCCCAGUUUGCGCAGUCAAGGUGCUACAUCAAAGCUGGUUCCACCUCCUUCCAUCCUAACAGAAAAUCGGCCACUAUGAGGUCGGCUGCAUUUCGACCGAAUGGAUGCGUCAAACUCCAGACCACUUUCUGGUACCGGCUGUCAGCUACGCCGAUAUUCACUGGUGACCCCGACGAAGAUUACUUUCUGGAGUUGGUAGUGCAUCAUUCCGCGGAUGACGCGGAUGGGUUCAUCCCGACCUGGCAGAUCUGGGGAAGCGCAAUCGAUUACACAACCUUUCCUGGUCCAAAUAUAUGGACGCGGAUCCAAGCAGAAUAUGCAGCGGACGACCAGUUCACCAUUAAUUUUUAUGCGCAUCACGGCGACACCUGCAAUACAACAUUUAUAGAUUUAGACGGCAUCGACACCAAAAUAGCAGUCCCAUCAGCCCACUGUACAACAUCUAUAUCAGAAACCACUCCUGAACUUGAGGAGACCACACCUGGUCCCGAGGAAACAGAGCCUCAACCCGAGGAGACAACACCUGCGCCAGAAGGAACCACAAUUGUCUCAGAGGAGACAACAUCUGCUCCCGAGGAAACCACAACUGAACCUGAGGAAACUACACCCGCACCGGAAGAAACCACAAAUGUUCCAGCAGAGACCACAUCUGCUCCCGAGGAAACCACAACUGCACCUGAGGAAACUACACCCGCACCGGAAGAAACCACAAAUGUUCCAGCAGAGACCACAUCUGCUCCCGAGGAAACCACAACUGCACCUGAGGAAACUACACCCGCACCGGAAGAAACCACAAAUGUUCCAGCAGAGACCACAUCUGCUCCCGAGGAAACCACAACUGCACCUGAGGAAACUACACCCGCACCGGAAGAAACCACAAUUGUCCAAAAGGAAACCACAUCUCCUCCCGAAGAAAACACAACUGAACCUGAGGAAACUACACCCGCACCGGACACCACAAUUGUCCCAGAGGAGACCACAGCUGCUCCCGGGGAAACCAGUACCACACCUGCAUCUGAGGAGGCUACAACAAUAUCCGAAGAAACCUCGCUCGUCCCACAGGAAACCACGCUAGAACUAGAAGAAACGACAUCGGUGCCAGAAGAAACAACGACGCUAGCAGAGGAAAACACCCUUAAGACGGACAGUACCACGCCAACACCAGUUGUGGAAACGACACCUGAGCUAGUCGAAACUGCGCCUGCAUUGGAGGAAACGACACUAGAUCCAGAUGAAAUUACAGAUACAACGUCAGAGGAGACAACAUCCAACUCUACAGCCUUUUCAUACGAUUACUCCACGCCAACCGAUUCGACUACUGCUGCUUGUCCUAUUCAAAAUUCACCAUGUGGACAUGAAUGGGUGUCGUUGAGCUCUGCUACCGACAACAAAUUAAACUGCGGUUUUGGAAAAUCGCCGCAAGCUGCUACCGUGCCGAACAUCCGAUGGUGCAUAAAUUGGCAGAGGACGAUUCCGUGGUUAAACUUCGUAUAUGAUAUUGUUCCAUCGCCCACAAACGGGAAAGAUUUUCUUGCUGUCUCACGGUGCUCUCGUAGGAGCAGCUCACCAAUGAGGGAAGCUGCAGCAAUAAUACAUACACCGCCUGUGCAAGUCAAGGAAUGCGUGAUUUAUAACAUCAGCUUCAACUACAUGCUUGCCGCACCGCCAGAUUUCGACAACAAUUAUUUCUUCGACGUAAGAAUUGGCAGGCCAGGCAAAGCAGGAUCCCACCAAACAGCUCAGUUAUAUGGGGCAAACGUCAAGAUUAUCCGACCGAUUUCGGUAAUUUGACCAACCAGCUUCUCUUCAAUUCGACGACGUACACGGCCGCAGCAAACGAGAUCUUUAACGUUCACUUUAUUGCUCAUCACAAUGACGAUUGCUUGAAAAAUCGACGGAAUAUCUCCAUCGACGAUAUUGUAACGCUGCAAGCUAAGGAAAGAAUUUGCUUUACCAACCCGCCGCCAACCACCCCGUGGACUACAACACCAGCUCCGAAAUUAUGUCCUGACCUUUCAUGUUUCACCUGGAAUGCGCCACCAGCAUCGGAAAACUCUAAGUUGGUAUGCUCUUUCGGCCCUUUCCAGUCACCAGCAGCGUCGGGCGUUAGUUGGUGCACAAAAUGGGAGCGAAAAUUCAGUUGGCUUCGCCACCAAUUUGACAUUACUGAACGAGUGGCGGAUCUAUUUGCAGAGUCCAAAAACAUGCAGGCAGUUUCGAAAUGCUCUGUGGGAAGCUCGUCUGCCGGCACUGUCUUGGCAAAAGCUCUUUUGCGGACUCCUGUCAUUACCAUUGGUGCCUGUGCCCAUUACAAACUCACUUUUUCCUUACAAUUCUCGCACACACCGGUGAUUAGUUAUGAAGAGAUGGAUAGUUAUUUUUUGGAAGUCCGUAUCGGGAAAGGCAGUGAAUCUCGUAUUCCGGAUCGAGUAAUCUGGGGCAGCAGAGCGGAUUAUGAAGAGGGACAGAUAAGCAUGGGGAAUAACAAUGUCACUACAGAAUUUGAUACUGCGGAAAACGACAGUUUCACGCUAAACUUCGUAGCACAUCACAGCAACGGUUGUACAAUCAAAGGUCAAUCCAUAGCCAUCGAUGACAUAAACACGAUGAAAGCCGAGGAAACAGACUGCACAACCACCCCGCCACCAACCACCCCAUGGACAACAACACCAGCUCCGAAAUUAUGCCCUGACCUUUUUGUGCGCCAUCUGGAAUACGCCACCGGCAUCGGAAUCCUCAAAGUUGGUAUGCUCUUUCGGCGCUUCCCAGUCACCAGCAGCGUCGGGGCGUUAGUUGGUGCACAAAAUGGGAGCGAAAAUUCAGUUGGCUUCGUCACCAGUUCGAAAUUACACAACGAGAGGCCAAAAACAUGCAGGCAGUUUCGAAAUGCUCAGUGGGGACUUCGUCCGCCAGCGUUCAAGGGAAAGCUGUGCUGAGAACUCCAGUCGUUACAGUCGGACCAUGCGCCCGGUAUAAACUUACAUUCUUCCUACAAUUCUCCCGCACCCCGGUGAUUACUGACAACGAGAUGGAGAAUUAUUUUUUGGACGUCCGUAUCGGGAACGGUAGUGAAUCUCGUAUUCCGGAUCGAGUAAUCUGGGGCAGCAGAGCGGAUUACAUGGAACUGAUGGAAGGCAAUAUUAGCAUGGGAAAUUACACUGUGACCGCAGAAUUUGAUGUUGCGGAAAACGCUAGUUUCACGGUAAACUUUGUAGCACAUCACAGCAACCGAUGUGCAGUCAAAGGUCAAUCUACAGCCAUCGACGAUAUCACAACGCUGAAAGAAGCUGAGGGCGAAAUAUGCAAUACCGUAAGCACAACUGGAUCGGAAGAUACGACGUCUGCUGAUGGCUCGGAUGAAACGGAUGGAACAACAAAAGACUUGAUUUCGACAACAGACGCUUUCGAGACAAGCGAAAGUACUGCUGAUACCGUUGUAAUUGAAGAAACAACGAAUUUAGACACAGAUAAAAUCCGCAGACAUUCAUUGUCAGAGUUGUCACCGUAGUGUUUCGUGAAAUGGGAUGUGUGUCAAUGCAGCACGCACCAUCCAAUGGCAGUCGCUGUGGAAGUUGCUAACAAAGUUUUUUAUUAGUGUUUAUCGUUAACUGCACGCUUACCUUGGCAUAGCGAAUUUAUUACAGUAUAUAAUUGUUUAGGCAGGACUGCGACGGAAAUGUUGUAUGUUUGUAUGUUUUA